This is a messenger RNA of Xenopus laevis (African clawed frog), 2573 nucleotides long. It is a transcript of the gene cdk19.L, whose product is annotated as cyclin-dependent kinase 19 L homeolog. Lineage: Eukaryota; Metazoa; Chordata; Amphibia; Anura; Pipidae. The transcript has 13 exons. The record is from RefSeq and is a predicted model, not a curated record. Gene Ontology annotation, cellular component: cytosol; nucleus. The coding region runs from base 408 to 1871 and encodes 487 amino acids. Gene Ontology annotation, molecular function: protein serine/threonine kinase activity; protein kinase activity; transferase activity. Gene Ontology annotation, biological process: regulation of transcription by RNA polymerase II; regulation of cell cycle.
AUAUGAUUUUGGCGCGCACAGAUUGACAUGCAUUUAUUGCAUCAGCAGCCACGAAUCAGACGUCCUGGGAUAGACUAGUCUGUGGCUCUUCCGGCUGCACCAAGAAGCCCCGCUCGGAGCCCAAACCCGGUAAGGAUUGACGCCUCUCAGGCGGGCAGCUUCCACAGUUUGGCACCAGCACGGCAGAGCGGGCAGCUGCUGGAAGUGAAAUUGAAAGUAAAGAUAGAGGGCGCUGUUCCCGCUAAAGUACAUGGCAUGCGUCUAUGUGCAAAGAAGAAGAAAAACAAGGAAAUGGUGGAGGGAGAGCCUGGCACUUAUUCUAUGUAACGACCGGCAGCAAAGAGUGGGGGCGAUAACCGAGCCUUGAUGGGUUAAAUACGCUCUCGCUGCAGCCAAAGAGGAGGAGGAUGGAUUACGAAUUUAAGAGCAAGCUGUCCGCCGAGCGGGAGAAAGUGGAGGAUCUGUUUGAAUAUGAAGGUUGCAAAGUGGGUCGAGGCACCUACGGGCAUGUUUACAAAGCUAAGAGGAAAGAUGGAAAGGACGAAAAAGAAUAUGCACUGAAGCAAAUUGAAGGUACAGGAAUAUCCAUGUCGGCUUGUAGAGAGAUUGCACUGUUGCGAGAGUUGAAGCACCCAAAUGUGAUUGCGUUACAGAAAGUGUUUCUGUCCCACAGCGAUAGAAAAGUUUGGUUGCUGUUUGAUUAUGCAGAACACGACUUAUGGCAUAUCAUCAAGUUUCAUCGUGCCUCAAAAGCAAAUAAAAAGCCCAUGCAGCUACCAAGAUCAAUGGUCAAGUCACUACUCUAUCAGAUCCUGGAUGGAAUCCAUUACCUGCAUGCAAACUGGGUGCUUCAUCGAGACCUGAAACCAGCAAACAUCCUGGUAAUGGGGGAAGGUCCUGAGAGAGGAAGAGUCAAAAUAGCUGACAUGGGGUUUGCCAGGCUGUUCAAUUCUCCUCUGAAACCACUAGCAGAUCUUGAUCCAGUAGUGGUCACAUUUUGGUACAGAGCUCCAGAGUUGUUGCUUGGAGCAAGACAUUACACGAAGGCCAUAGAUAUCUGGGCUAUCGGUUGUAUUUUUGCUGAACUAUUGACUUCUGAACCCAUUUUUCAUUGUCGUCAAGAAGAUAUUAAAACAAGCAACCCGUUCCAUCAUGACCAACUUGAUCGUAUCUUCAGUGUAAUGGGAUUUCCAGCAGAUAAAGACUGGGAAGAUAUCAGAAAGAUGCCAGAAUAUCCCACACUUCAAAAAGAUUUCAGAAGAACAACGUAUGCAAACAGCAGUCUAAUUAAAUACAUGGAAAAACAUAAAGUGAAGCCUGACAGCAAAGUCUUUCUCUUGCUUCAGAAGCUUCUGACUAUGGAUCCUACCAAAAGAAUCACUUCAGACCAGGCAUUACAGGAUCUCUAUUUCCAAGAAGACCCUUUACCCACAUCUGAUGUUUUCGCAGGGUGCCAGAUUCCAUAUCCAAAACGAGAAUUUUUAAAUGAAGAUGAACCAGAAGAAAAAGCUGAGAAGCAGACACAGAAUCAGCACCAACAACAAACGGCAACUCAGCAGCAGACUACAGUUCAGCAGCAGGUGCAGCAACAAAACAGCAGCCAGACAAAUGGUACAGGAGGAACAGCUGGAGCCACACUCCAGCACAGUCAAGACUCCAGUCUUAACCAGGGACCUCAGAAUAAGAAGCCUCGCAUGGGGCCUUCAGCCAAUAACUCUAGUGGACCCUCUCUGAUGCCUUCAGAUUAUCAGCACUCCUCUUCACGUAUGGGUUACCAAAGCAAUGUUCAGGGAUCUUCUCAGCCCCAGAAUGCCAUGGGCUACUCUACAACAUCUCAGCAGAGCUCACAGUACCAGUCCCACAGGUACUAGAAGGAAAACCACCAAAAGGAAACUAAGUACAUCAGAGGCUCCGGCUAGUUGAUGAACUAUUGCAUAGCCAUCCUCAAAUGUUUGGUGAACCUCGACCUUGGCUGAUCUUCUCUGAAGCCUGAGUUAACGUCAGUCACAAUAAGUUAGAAUAUGUGAUUGAAAGCCAGCACUUACCUGUUUGAUUUUUUUUAUGAUUUUAUUUUGUGCAGCUUUUCCUGGCAGUAAUAAUGACAGUGGUUUAUUUAUCUUGAUAAGGCUACUCAGUGGGAGUUCAUAUUGUAGAGAAAAAGAGGUAGUUCUGUAUAGUUUUUUAUCGUUAAAAACAAGACAAGAAAACAUAAAUGCACCUUUUUAAGCACUGCGUUCUGUUCACAGAGCAUUGCAGUUUUGCUAACAGAUGUCAAGAACAGGAAACUUUACUGUUCCAAAUUUCCUAUCCUUCUUUUUUUUUAACAGGAUUCUAAAAAAAUAUAUAUAUAAAAAUGGGAAAAAAGUUUGUGCCUGUACCAGAGACACUCUGGUUUAAAUGCAGGACUUAACUCAGGAGUGGUUGAAGUAGAUUAAAUUGUAGUGUUCUUGUAUAACUCACCAGUAACCCAUUUAUACAGCAGAGUUACAGUAAGUGUACAUUAAUUGUGUCCUUUGGAGCUGAUGGAAACCCAACAAUAAAAUUUGCAUCACUCAUUGUGUAAAUAGGAAUCA